Colius striatus (speckled mousebird) is the source of this 3473-nucleotide messenger RNA. RefSeq names its product 5-hydroxytryptamine receptor 6 (gene HTR6). Bases 14 to 1327 code for a protein of 437 amino acids. The transcript has 6 exons. Gene Ontology annotation, molecular function: neurotransmitter receptor activity; G protein-coupled serotonin receptor activity. Gene Ontology annotation, cellular component: dendrite; membrane. NCBI's taxonomy places the organism in Eukaryota, Metazoa, Chordata, Aves, Coliiformes, Coliidae. The record is from RefSeq and is a predicted model, not a curated record. Gene Ontology annotation, biological process: chemical synaptic transmission; G protein-coupled receptor signaling pathway, coupled to cyclic nucleotide second messenger.
CCCUCGGCUCCUGAUGGAGGGCGAUUUGGGGGCCCCCAACAGCAGCGUGCUGGGGGAGCGCUCGCUGCUGGUGGGGAGCAACUGGGUGGCUGCUUUCCUCUGCUUCAUCAUCCUGCUGACCACGGCGGGCAACUUCCUCCUCAUCCUCCUCAUUGUCACCCAGCGCUCCCUCCGCAACACCUCCAACUACUUCCUGGUGUCCCUCUUCAUGUCUGACCUGAUGGUGGGGCUGGUGGUCAUGCCCCCAGCCAUGCUCAACCAGCUCUACGGCCGCUGGGUGCUGCGGGGAGACUUCUGCUCCCUCUGGUACUCCUUUGAUGUCAUGUGCUGCAGCGCUUCCAUCCUCAACCUCUGCGUCAUCAGCCUGGACCGCUACCUGCUCAUCAUCUCCCCCCUCAAAUACAAGCUGAGGAUGACCUCCUGCAGGGCUCUCUGGCUCAUCCUGGCCACCUGGACUUUGGCUGCUCUCGCUUCCUUCCUGCCCAUCAAGAUGGGUUGGCACGAGCUGGAGUUUGAGGUCAGCUCCCCAAACGUCACAUCCCGGGGAGACGAGGGGCAGUGCCGGCUGCUGGUCAGCUUGCCCUACGCCUUGGUGGCCUCCUGUCUCACCUUCUUCCUCCCAUCUGCUGCCAUCUCCUUCACCUACUGCCGCAUCCUCCUGGCAGCCCGCAAGCAAGCGGUGCAGGUGGCCUCCCUCACCUCCAACGUGGCCACCGCCACCACCACGGACGAGGCUGCGCCGCAGGUUCCUCGUGCCCCGAGCCAGCCCGUGGCCAGCAGUGAGAGCAGGAGGUUUGCCAACAAGCACAGCAAGAAGGCACUGAAGGCCAGUCUGACACUGGGCAUCCUCCUGGGCAUGUUCUUUGUGGCUUGGCUGCCCUUCUUUGUCACCAACGUGACACAGGCAGUCUGCGGCUGCGUCCCAGCCGGCUUCUUCGACGUGCUCACCUGGCUCGGCUACUGCAACAGCACCAUGAACCCCAUCAUCUACCCUCUCUUCAUGAGGGACUUCAAGAGGGCCAUGGGCAAGUACCUGCCGUGCUGCCGGCGCGCAGGGGAGCCGCGGCCCAGCGCCAUCUCCCUCUCCAUGAGGAACUCCAACAGCGGGCCCCGCGCCGCCACGUCCCUCAAGAACGUCCUGACUUUGCAGGCUGAGACCGACUCGGUGGACUCUGGGGCUGUGGGGAAUGAACACAACCAGCUGCCAGCCGGCACCAGCCCCCUCCCGCCUCUCCUGGCCCCCGCUGCCCGCUUGACCAACCUCUUGGAGGCAGAGCCCCGGGCUGGGGAGCUGCGGCCUGGGCUGCUCGGCACCCCGGUGGCCUGACGUGGGGUACAGACCUCUGCAUGCUGGGGAGGAUCCCCCAGCCCGCUGUGGGCUCUGCAGAGGGAUGAUGUGCUGCAGGACAUCCCCCAGCCCACGUGCUGCUCGGUGACCUCUUCACGGUGUGCGUCUCCUCGCAGAAGCCGUGGUCGCCGAGCUGCCCUGGGGGCAGGUUCCAAUGCAAAGCCACGUUUGACUGCCAAAUUAAUCUGCCUUGUUUCUCUGUCUCUCCUUUGCUCACCAUCACCAAUCCUCACCCUUCUCUGAGAGCUGCUUCUUCUCACCAGCACCUCACCUCAACCUCAGACACCUGACCCUGCCGACAGCCAGCGUCUCCCUGAACUCAAACCAAGGUUCGCUCGCCAGCUGCUGCUCUCCCACCACGGGACCGACACAACCCACAUCCCCUGACUCACAGAGGAGAGGUUUGGGGCUGCCCCAGCCCACACAUCAUCACAUCUUCUCGAGGUUUCGUGUCCUCCCCUGAUCUGGGGUUGAUGGUGUUUCACCACUGACAGCCUGUGCUACGGGGGAUUAAAACGAGGUGCCAAAUGUUCGCUGCUGCUUUCUGGGUCCUCAGCGAGUGGGUGUUUGGAGUGUUUGUGGCUCCUCAGCAAUCCUGACAGUACCAAGAGAAGCCUGCCUUUACAUUUCAUCCCACAGCUUCCUAUUUGUGGCAUAUGACCGUCAUAUUUGGCUCUGACAAUCCCUCAAAGGGAUGCAAUCAGAAAAUCCACUCCUUUCCCCCCCCAGUCUGAACACUGGCUGUCUUUUAAUUGACAAUGCUGCCUCCUCCCACCCUCUUCACCACCAUAAGCAGAGACAACAGUGACUAAUAACCCAAACCAACAGAUUCAGCAAGUUUUCCCUCAAGUGCCUUCAGGUGGGUUGGUGGCUGUGGCCUCCCUGGACUCCAACCCCACGAGCCUCACUGCCUGUUCCUGAGCUCACCCUAAUGAGUUUGAUUGUGCUCAGACAUACAGACAAACGAGUACCAAGCAUCCUGAGGACAUGAGCUGGGGAAGAAGCAGCCACACACCAAGCAAGUCACACUAGUUUUCUUUCCACAGUGCCCAUGUACAUUCCAGAACUGAACAACAAGUGUUUUUAUGACCAACUUGUCAUUUAUUUGCUACAAAAUGAAGAGCUCGGUGACAAAGGGUCGAGACUGAGCACAGCUUCAGACAUCCAGUGAUUUUUGCCACCCAUCUGUGGACAGAUGGCUUGGGUUUGGUAUCAAGCAUGAUGAUACAUACACACAUCAUUCCCACACAUGGCUUUGACUACAAGUCCAGUUCAAGACACAAUGAACUCCAGGAGACCACGACAGCAGGCAGGGGCUUCAGGAGAUGGACAGAGCUGCUGCUUCAAGCCACGUGUCCCAGAGCAAUAAGCCAUUGCUGUCUCAUCGAGCCAGCCCCCUGUAACAAGAGGUUUCCUUGUGGACAAAGCCUCUGUAUCCCUCUGCUGCAGCCAACAGCAUCAAUGCUGAUGAGGAAAACAAGCUUGUGGAAUCCUGUGAUCCGAGUCAGAGGGGUCUCCUGUGGCUCUGAGCAGGUCUGAGCCCCUUGCUGGCAUGGGAAAGCCACAGCCAGCAGCCAAAGCUGCAGUGGGAUGCCAGGUUCUGCUGCCAGCCUCAGCAACAGCCACCUUCUCCACCUGCAGCUUUCAGGAUGGUGUCCAUCUGCUUCAUGUAGUCCAGGUGGCCGUUUACCUGCAGGGAACGAGAGUCCUGUCAGUGGAGAAGCCGUGGGGAAGGCAGCUCGGUCAAGUCCUGCAUCUUCCAAACCACCACUGCCCUGAGACUUGGGUUUGGCUCUGAAAGGCUGAAAGAAUGGCUGAGAAAUGCUGUCACCCACUGAAUAACCCCAAGUGGCUGCUCCCUUCGUGGCACACGCUGCUGCUGGAUUGCUUUCCCUCUCAGAGGCAGAUCAAACACCUGAUGCCAUAGCAGCUAAAUGACAUUCCCAGCAGCACAGACCUUGGGAUGCUCAUGGGCACAAGCUGCCAACUCCAUGCUCUCCACCCUUGGCAGACCAGCCUUCACAAGAGUGCCGUGUCUGCAGUUCAGGAGCAAGUCUCCCAGAUGCCUGGGGCAGCCUCACCGAUCACAGUUCCACCCCCAACGGUUGCCAAACCGAUCAGCAGG